UUUUUAUUGAAAUCUAAAAACUCAUGUCAAACCAGUAUCAAUUCAUUCUAUUAAUUCAAUCACUAACAUUGCAAGUCGCUCACACGUUCAAUUAAUUACAUAUAUAAAACACGUACAAAUUUCUAAAUACCUUUUGAUAACUUUUGAAUAUCGAUGAUUUUUAAAUAUUGAGAAACUAAUAAUAUCUUUAAUUGGAUACAUUCAGUCAGCAAAGAAAUCACGGAAAGAAGAAAGCCGCAAAUUUUACAUGCCUCGAAUUUUCGUUUCAAGAUUUGUUAAAAAAAAAAAAGGAAAAAGGAAGAAAAAAGUCUCUCCUCUCUGGUUUUCCAUUAGCCUCUGAGAUCACUCGAAAGAGGCGCCUUCGCCCAGCCCCCGAGUUGUAAGGUUACGAUCGUUGACACGGACACAGAAUCUUUAUCGGGAUGAACGUUCGCGGCUCUUGUUAACGAUGUCGUCGAGUAAAGGAAAUCGCCUCGGAGUGCUUUCGUGCGCGUUCGUCCCGUUGCGUUUACCCGUGAUUCAAGGCCUAUGGACCUGCGUGGAAAGCCGGACGCGUGCUUAUGAUUCAUAAAAUACGUCGUGUUAGGUUUGACCAUCUCAGGGUCACGGCACAGCAUUACGUGAAGUUGGAAAUGUUGGAAGUUGGUUUGAGGGUAGUCCGUGGACAGGAUUGGAAGUGGGAAGAUCAAGAUGGUGGAGAGGGUCAUGCAGGGACAGUUGUCGAAAUUGGUAGACCUCCUUCAUUUGGCAAUUCGGCUUCUAGCCCAAAUCCGUCUGACAGGACACCAGAUAAAACUGCCAUAGUCCAGUGGGACCAUGGGUCCAGGAGUAAUUACAGGAUUGGAUAUCAAGGUGCUUAUGACCUGUUGAUAUUUGACAAUGCAGCCACUGGCAUCAAACAUGCGAAUAUCAUAUGUGACGGAUGCAAAAGACACGGAAUAAUUGGCAUUAGGUGGAAGUGUAUGCAAUGCUGUGAUUAUGACUUAUGUACUCAGUGCUAUAUGGCCGACGUGCAUGAUCUCAACCAUUGUUUCGAGAGAUUUCAAACAGCCAAUUCUGUGGGGAUUCAAUUAACUCCGAGAGAAGGCUGCACUAAGAUCCCUCUAAAAGGGAUAUUUAUUGGGGCCAAAGUUGUUCGUGGUCCUGAUUGGGAAUGGGGAAAUCAAGAUGGAGGAAGAGAAUGUAUCAUUCUAGGAAAAACUGGCAGAGUUAUGGAUAUUCGUGGAUGGGACAAUGAAAGUAGUCGGUCAGUGGCAACUGUAUCAUGGUCCAAGGGCAGCACAAACGUCUAUCGUCUCGGGUACAAAGGUUGUGUGGAUUUGUGUUACGUAGAGGAAGCUACGGCUGGCACAUACUAUAAAGAACACCUUCCACUUCUUGGACAACCGAUAAUGACCGUACCGGACAACGGAGUCAACGUAACUCCGACCAAAAGUGGUGUUCCUUUCGCUGUAUCUAGUCCUCGUCAUGCAACGUUGAACGUUGGCGAUAAAAUUAAAGUGUUGGUUGAUGUAGAGACAUUAAAAGAAAUGCAGGAAGGUCACGGUGGUUGGAAUCCACGUAUGGCCGAUUACAUAGGAAAAAUCGGCAGAGUUCAUCGUAUCACGGAUAAGGGAGAUAUCCGUGUGCAGUUCGAGGGAUGCAACAACAGAUGGACAUUUCAUCCGGGUGCAUUAACAAAAGUCAUUAGCAAAGACACUUUCUCCUUGGGGGACAUAGUCAGAGUAAAGACUGACUUAUCAACGGUCAAAAUCUAUCAGCGAGGUCACGGAGAAUGGAUAGAUGUAAUGAAAGACGCCUUAGGAAAAACCGGCAAAGUAAUUAAAAUAUAUUCUGAUGGAGAUUUGAGAGUAGCACUAGAUGGUCAUACGUGGACGUUUAAUCCUUUGAGCGUCACGCCUGUUCCUCCUGGAACUGAAACUGUUACUCUGCAGGAUGAAGCAAACAGAAGUCGUGAUUGGACAACCGAAGGUGUCGACAUAGAAGUUGAAAAACUAUUGAGAGACGCAGCCAGAGGUGAAGCUGGAGUCUUGGCAGUUCAAGAAUUUUUGAAAAAGUAUCCUGGCAGAGUAGAUGCAAGAGCUGGCGGUCCAGGGGGCGGUAAAAAGACUUGCCUGCAAGUAGCGGCGCAUCAGGGACAAAAGGAUCUUUGUACUCUUCUUCUGGAUGCCGGGGCAUCUUUACGAGCCAUAGACGAGGAUGGAGAUACGCCUCUUCACUACGCUGCUUUCGGCAAUCAACCAGAAAUAAUGGAGUUGCUUUUGUCACGUGGCGCGGCGAUCAAUGCCGUGAACAACGGCAAAUGCAGCGCGUUGCACGUAGCUGUGAACAAACAACACGCACAGUGUGUCAAAGUAUUGUUACGUCACCAUUGCGACGUUAAUCUUCAGGACUCGUACGGAGACACAGCAUUGCACGAUGCCAUUGGGAAGGACGCUCUGGACAUAAUUGAUGCCCUCUGUGCAUGCGACAAAGUGGAUUUCACUCUGAGGAAUAAGCGAGGCUUCAACGUGCUGCAUCACGCCGCUUUGAAGGGCAAUGCUCACGCGACGGAGAGAUUAGUAGCGCGAGCGAGGCAUCUGAUAGACGUUAAAAAAGAAGACGGUUUCGCAGCACUACACCUUGCAGCUUUAAACGGUCACAAAGACGUAGCCGCGAUUCUUCUUUCGCCGACCGGUGGAAAUGCAAAGGUUGAUCUGCGAAACAAUCGUCGACAGACUCCCUUGCACUUAGCUACUUCUCAAGGACACUGGGCUUUGGUGGAGUUUCUUGUGCAUCACAAUGCUGAUAUUGCUAGCACGGACGCGGACGGUGACACGGUGCUACAUAUCGCUAUAGUGAAGAGUCCUAAUCAGAGCAACGUGGUUCCUACGCCUGAAAGUUGUCGGGAUUCUCCCCUUAUCUAUGCUAUAUGGCAAAAUUUAACCAGGCAAGGCGCGAAAACAGAACUCGCGUUAGCCUGUUUCCUAAUAAGCGUGGACAGGAGUUGUACACUUCUAGAACACACGAGAAACUCGAAGAAUAAAACGCCGUUGGAUCUUCUCGAAGCUGAUCUUCAGCUCGCUCCGUAUGCUGAUUUGCUACGGUGUUAUCAGUACCAAAGUCAAAGUCAAUUAGAGAUAGAAAAUACUACUCCUGCUUCUCAACCUUCCAUAUAUCACAUAGACACAGCGCUGCAAUCAGAAGUGCACGGAACAAGAAAAUGUAUUCCGGGCUCCGGUGACGCGUCUGAGUGUCAUGGUUGUUUAGGUAUAGUGACAAGCACGAUUAAAGAUGGAAAUAGAUUUAAUCCGGGCAGCAGUGUUGUCAUCAACUGUACACACUGUGGUCGUGGAAUUGCCAAAACGAAAACUAACCAAGGUACUCUUAAUGUUAUUCUUAAUGCAUUAAAGGACAUCCAUUAAGAUUAUGGAUAUCCUUGAUCCACUAAACCAGAGAUUCUCAAAGUGUGGGUUGCAACCCACAGAAAUUGGUGAGUUAAGAAUUGAUCUUUGAUGGAUCAUGAAAAAUUUCAAAAUAAAUUCGAGUGAAUUAUGUACGUUCAUCCAGAAUAUUUUGUUCAUCAAGAAUAAGCGUGCGUUGAAUCGCCAUAAGUAAUAUUUUCCGUUCUUAAUUAUAUACAAGCAGGCAAGUCGUAAAAAAAAUAUUUUUGAAAGUGAUAAGAAAUAUUGUUCAUAAAGGUUUGGUACCACUACCACUAAAGUUUAGUUUCUCAAUGUUAUGUAAGCACUUUAAUAUUGUGAAAUCUAAAAUCUGUAACAGAACUAUUACAGAGCAAAUACUAAGGAAAUAUUUGAAAUUGUGUUUCGUCAACAUAACAUUAAAGAAAAAUAUUCAACAUAGUAAAUUAAUUGAAAAAAAAAGUAUCACAUAACGUCAAGUAUCUUAAUUUCAUUAAAGAUGUUUGCCAUUUUGCAAUUUAUUAUAGAUGGCCAAGUGGCAACGGGUGAAAUUCCUCUGACAAAACAGGAAGAAAAGGUGAAAGAUAAUGCGCUGGAUGAUAAGAAAAAGGAGGAAGAUCAUCAGAGUAAGGAGAGAGAGAAAGAUAAGGAUUUAGAACGCUUACGUUAUUUGGAGACGAGAGUGGCCGAUUUGGAGGAAGCCAAUAUGUGCAGCAUCUGCAUGGAACGCCGCCGAAAUGUCGCUUUCUUAUGUGGCCAUGGGGCUUGCGAGCACUGUGCAGCUCCCUUGAAGACCUGUCACAUGUGUCGCAAAGUUAUCACAAAGAAGAUUAAUUUGUAUUAGACAAUCAAGUUGAGAAUGCUAUAUGUCCUCUAUGUAGACGCUGUUUUAUUUCCUCAUAUUCGUACGCCAACCACGCGAUAUCGGUUGGCAUGUAAAACGAAAUGCUGAAUCGCAACUGCCAAAAUAUACAAUGUACUUUUUUUUAAAACAGAAAAUGUUUAAUGAAGUCUUCACAGCCGCACCAACGUCGUGCCAUAAAUGAAAAUAAAAUUCAAAAUAACGCGGGCGAGUGUCUCAUACGAAUUUUUUUUCUCAACAAAUUCAGUCAUUUGAGCGAAACAAUCGCGUGCUUCUCUUUCUCGAAACUACAAACGAUACUUUGCCCGUUAUCAUCCCGUCCACUUUUUUAAAUCAUUAGUUAAAACAUAAGCAUCUUGUAAGAAUUCUCUUGUUCUGUACCAUAGCUAUUGACUCGAAAUGUUACCGAGCACUUCAAAAUGUUCAUAAAAAUAAAGCAAAAAAAUUCAUUUUUAAUGAACAUUCUGAAGUUCUCUUUUUUUUUGUUAAUAAUACAUGUUUGACUGAAUAAUGACACCACAAUUAGGUAUAAUAAGGAUUCAUACAAACGAACUUGCAAGUUUUCAUACAUAUCGUCAAUAUCUUUCUAUAAUAUAAUGUAUAUUUGUAGAGAGUACCGUUUCUAUUAUUUUGUAUGUAAUAUUGAUGUGACAUUAGUAGCAUUAUAAAGUUUAGUAUAUACAUACACAUAUAUAUAUGGCAUAUAUGUAUAUAUCAAACAAGGAUAUCGAAGGAUAUCGCUUCUAGCCAAAAUUAAUAUAAAAAAAUUAUACUUAUUGAAUAAUUUAUAAAAUCUUUUUGUGAUUAUAUAAAUAAUAAAAUGAGAAUGAUAAAGAUUAAUCGUUAAGGAUACCUUACUACUGCAAAACGUGCCACCAAUAGAACUAAUCAAAUUGUUUUAUAGUAGAGAUGUGUGUAUAUUGAAAAUAUAUAUGUAUAGGGAAAGAU
Molecule: messenger RNA, 5211 nt
Organism: Heterotrigona itama
Lineage: Eukaryota; Metazoa; Arthropoda; Insecta; Hymenoptera; Apidae
Source: the annotation of a GenBank genome assembly